Messenger RNA from Linum tenue, 585 nucleotides. NCBI's taxonomy places the organism in Eukaryota, Viridiplantae, Streptophyta, Magnoliopsida, Malpighiales, Linaceae. The record is from the annotation of a GenBank genome assembly.
AAUGCUCUAAUUUCCAAUUCAUCACAAGAAUUUGCUUCUGAUGUGUUUUUCCCUUCUUCUCCUAUCAAAAACAGGAAAUUAAGGACCCCAAAAAAAACAAUGUCAGCAACCAUGAUAAGCGACCCUUUGGUAGUUUCACCACCGGAAACUCAACCUCUGCCGCCGCCCGUCGCCGCCGCCGAAGUUGAAUCGGCUACCUGUGACUGUUGCGGCCUGACGGAGGAGUGCACGCCGGCGUACAUCGAAAGGGUACGGGAGAGGUACCACGGCAAAUGGGUGUGCGGCUUGUGCUCGGAAGCGGUAAAGGACGAGAUAGUGAGAACAGAAGCAGAGAGACUUAUAAGCACCGAGGAAGCAUUGGCGCGACACAUCAAUUUUUGCAAGAAAUUCUCAUCGUCGCCAGAGCCGACUCCGAUCGACCCGACGCUGCAUUUGAUCUCUGCGAUGCGACAGAUUUUGCGACGGAGUUUCGAUUCACCGAGGUCGUCGCCACGAGGGCCAAGAUCGACUCCCGGAAGCCCCAUGACGAAGUCUGUGGUGAAGCUGGCAAGGUCUGAAAGUUGCUUCACGACUUUGUCUAGUUGA